AAUUUCGACAACAAGCAGACGAUAUUCAAAAUCUGUCAAUGACACGUGAUUGCGUUAUUGGUUCUAGAAGUUUACAGUUCUUUAGCUUUUUUAAAAAACUUUUCUUCCAAUGAGUACUGAGGCAACCAAUAAACCAGUUUUUAGGGAUUUGCAGGCCGAUGAUGCUGAUCCCGAAAUCACGGAAAUAAGUUCACUGUGCUUCAAUUGCGGCGAAGAUGGCAUGACUAGGUUGCUGCUGACAAAAAUUCCUUUCUAUAAAGAGAUCAUAUUGAUGUCAUUUGAAUGUGGUCAUUGCGGGCUUAAAAACAAUGAAGUGCAGUCGGGUGACAAGAUUCAAGAAAAAGGAGCACUAAUCCAGGUUUCUGUCACCUCCACAAAAGAUCUCAACAGGCAGGUUAUCAAAUCUGAUUAUGCCACUGUUAAGAUUCCCGAGAUUGAGUUUGAAAUCCCACCCCAAUCCAAAAGAGGAGAAAUAACUACCAUUGAAGGUAUCUUAAGCAAAUGCAUUGCAGGCUUAGAGCAAGACCAACCAGCAAGGAGAGCCCUAGAUCCUGAUUCAGCUGAAAAAAUUGACACCUUUAUACAAGUGUUGAAAGAUACAAAAAGAUGUGAAAAACCUUUCACAAUUGUUAUAGAUGACCCUUCUGGAAAUAGCUAUGUUGAAAAUUUGAAUGCCCCUCUUGUUGACCCUGCACUGACAACAACUCAUUACGAGCGAAACAAGGAACAAAACCACCUCGUCGGCAUCUACGAAGAAGAAUUAAAAGAAAUCAAGGAAGAAGAAGAGGAAGAAACCCAAGCCGAAGAUGAUGCAUCUCAUGAUACUUUGGCAGACGAAGUGUUACAUUUUGGUACCAACUGCCCGUCAUGCAACGCGCCAUGCGAGACAAAUAUGAAACUCACAAGCAUACCUUAUUUCAAGGAGGUCAUUAUCAUGGCGACCAACUGCGAUGCUUGCGGUCACCGAACCAAUGAGGUGAAAUCAGGUUCUGGCAUCAACGAGAAAGGUGUGAAAAUUACGUUGCGCAUCACGGAUCUGAUUGAUCUGUCGCGUGACGUGCUCAAAUCGGAAACUUGCUCCCUGUCCAUCCCCGAACUAGACUUUGAAGUCGGUGCGGGAACUUUAGGCGGAAAGUUCACUACACUAGAAGGUUUGUUGGUUGCCAUGAAGGACCAACUAAGCGGACAGAACCCACUGAUGUGCGGCGACAGCGCCACGUCAACCUUGAAGGAACAAAUGAAACAUUUCAACCUAAAAUUGGACGAUAUCAUUAGUGGCAAAUCGUUGGGAAGUCGUAUUAUUCUGGACGACCCAGCCGGUAACAGCUACUUGCAGAAUGUAUACGCUCCAGAAGAUGAUCCAGAAAUGGAGAUCGUCUAUUAUGAGCGAACUUUCGAAGACAACGAAGAACUCGGUUUGAACGACAUGAAAUUGGAAAACUACAGUGAAAAUGAAUAAAAUAUUGUAACUCGAUGACAUUUGUUGUGGUGGUUUUUUGUGAAUAUAUAUGGCUCAUAUUUCCAAAGAGA
This is a messenger RNA of Daphnia pulicaria, 1530 nucleotides long. It is a transcript of the gene Zpr1, whose product is annotated as zinc finger protein ZPR1-like. Gene Ontology annotation, molecular function: zinc ion binding. Bases 110 to 1459 code for a protein of 449 amino acids. The record is from RefSeq and is a predicted model, not a curated record. The transcript is spliced from 7 exons. Lineage: Eukaryota; Metazoa; Arthropoda; Branchiopoda; Diplostraca; Daphniidae. Gene Ontology annotation, cellular component: cytoplasm; nucleus.